AUGAGUGAGCUCUCGUCCGUGGCUUGGGACUUCGAUAGUCCUAUCUAUCCCAAGACCGCGAGCUCACCAUCAGUUCAUAAUCACUUCAGCCCAGAUCUCCAGGCAGAACGCGAUCAUUGUGCCUACGGGACGGGCUCCUUCCUCCAAGACGGCUACACCAACCUCACCAUCGACGUUCACUUGAACUGGCUCUUCCUGCCCUGGCACCGCAUGUUCGUGUACUUUCACGAAAAGAUUUUGCAGAAGUUGCUCGGAGAUCCCGAAUUCAGUCUUCAUUUCUGGAAUUUCGACAACAGCGUCACAGCGACGCCAAGACAUGGAUCCCGUGGCUGCUAUUUCAAGGCUGGUCAUUUCGUGCCGCCGAUGUACAACGAUCCGUCGAAAGCAACAUUUGAAGCUAAUCGCUCAAUCAGGGCCUUCGACCCCAACAGGGCCGUGGACUAUGUGGACUAUGUGUACAACUGGAACCCUCUUAUGGUACCUCCUGCCUGGCCCAACAACACCGUGGAGGAACAAACGCGGAUGAAACGAGAAGUCAUGCACAGAUCGAUGAUCACCCUCGCAAAUACCACCAACUUCAUCGGGAAGACUUACAGAGUCGGAGACGCGCAAAUUCUGAUCCCAGCGGUAGGAGCUGGUACGAUCGAGUUGGUACCCCACAAUACGCUGCACGCUUGGAUCGGAGGAUGGAUGCUGCAGCCCAUUACUGCGCCCAUCGACCCUCUAUUAUACCCUUUCCAUGCGAACAUGGAGCGACUCUGGAGCGUCUGGCGCAAGCUGGGUUACGGCAAUGACGAUCCGACUGACCCAGACUGGCUCGAUGCAACAUUUCUCUUCUGGGAUGAGAAUGCAGUGAUGAGGAGAGUCAAAGUGAGGGACUUUCUGGAUUUGAAUGCCCUCAGGUACAGGUACGAGAAGGUGAAUGACGCGAGUUGGAUCUUCUUCGACAACUCCACCAGCCCCAGUGCUCCUUAA
Marchantia polymorpha subsp. ruderalis is the source of this 975-nucleotide messenger RNA. Lineage: Eukaryota; Viridiplantae; Streptophyta; Marchantiopsida; Marchantiales; Marchantiaceae. The record is from the annotation of a GenBank genome assembly.